Molecule: messenger RNA, 2889 nt
Organism: Sarcophilus harrisii (Tasmanian devil)
Lineage: Eukaryota; Metazoa; Chordata; Mammalia; Dasyuromorphia; Dasyuridae
Gene: REM1
Product: RRAD and GEM like GTPase 1
Exons: 4
Coding region: 1232-2197 (321 amino acids)
Biological process (GO): negative regulation of high voltage-gated calcium channel activity
Cellular component (GO): plasma membrane
Molecular function (GO): GTP binding; GTPase activity; calcium channel regulator activity
Source: RefSeq, a predicted model, not a curated record
GUGGGCGCUAGGGAGAAGUUGGGGAAAGUUGAGUCAGAGUUGGCCUGGGCACUCCCGCCCCUGCCCAACAUACACAGUUGCAGGCUCCCGGCCUGAGAGGCAGGGGCAGGGCGCACAGUGAUGGAGCGGAGGUGGGAUCUUGGAAUUUUUAGGGAGGGGGAACCCAGUUCCUUCAGUCAGGGGAGGAUCCCAGAGCCUGUAAGGUUUGGGGGUGGAGGAGGUGGAGUUCUUAGAGCUGGGGUUUAGAAGUGGGAUGGAUCCUCCAGCCUCAGCUAGGCACCUUUCUGAGUGCCCUGAAUUUCUGGAAGAGUGGAGCUGGUGGUGCUAGGGGCCACCUGGCCCUGGUCCUAUCCCAGGCUGGCAGAGGAGCCAUCUCCCCGACUCCCCGCAUCCGAGUUGGCCAAAGACCGGCUCCCUCCCAUCUCCAACAGCUGGAGGCCGCCCCAUGGGUCACCCCGAAGCCUAACCAGCUGCUCCUGAAUAUUUUACACGGGCGGCGGUCGGGGACGCCGUUCCCAUGACACUUCCCGUCUCCUGUUACCUGUCCACUAGCCAAGCCUUGCUCCCUGUUACCCGUUUCCCUAUCCCCUAUCCUUUUCUCCCAAAGAGAUUCAGAACUUAGGCCCAGGUCCCUACCAAGUCUAAGGCCCCUUCCUUAACCUCCAAGAGGCUCAAUGAAUUAGGACCUCUGCUCUACAGUUGGCUUCUGAAAAGUUGCCCCUGACACUCCAAACAACCCCUCACCCCCCAUCGCAGAGCAGCAAAGUCUGAGAAUUACUACUAACUUCCCACUCCUAAGCUGGAUCAAGGUUCAGGGAUCUUUCUCCUUCUUUUAUUUAUAUUUGGACAAAAUAGAAGGGAGAAUAUGUGAAAGAGCUACUUGUGUGAUGACUUGGAUCUGUGCUCUUGUGUCCACAAACCUUCUUGUGUGAGGCACUCACAAGUUUUGGUUCUGGGUGUAUGAAAGUAAUUGUAAAUGUGUGUCUCUGUGUGUUCAGAAUCUUAUAUGUAUGUGUUCUUUCUGACUACAUGGGUGUAAGUUUGUAUAUCUGCCUGAAUGUAUGCUCUACUCUUUGUGUGAAUAAGUACAUUCUCUGCUUCUGGAUGCUGUUACUGUACAACUAAGAAAAGGCACUGAUGAAUGUAUGUUUUCUGGGCCUGUGGCUAGAAUAAAUUCCCUUAACUCAAUGCCAGGUGAAGAGACUUCUCACUCCCCUUCUAUUAGAACAAAAUGGACCACAAAGAAGGAGUGACCCCUUUGCCCAGUCUUUCAUUCACAGGAAACAUGUCGCCUGUUUUCUCCAAGAUGACGCUGAACACCCAGCAGGAUUCCCAGACCGUUCUGAGAAGGCGAGCCAGCACCCCACUAUCCCUAAGGCCAAAACCUAGCUCAGGUCUUUUGGCCCCAAAGCCCUCCAGGAAACCGAAUCAUCCCCAACUCUCUCAGUCAUCCUCUCUCAAUCCUCCUAUUCGACCCCCCUCGCCUGCCCUGGACAACUGGUCCUCUGACUCCAGCGACUCUGGUGAUUCCUUAUACCGGGUAGUCCUACUUGGAGACCCCAGGGUAGGAAAGACCAGCCUGGCAAACCUUUUUGCUGGUAUACAGGAACGAGAUCUACAGGAUCAUCAGGGAGAGGAUGUAUAUGAGAGGACCCUAUCUGUGGAUGGAGAGGAUAUGACACUACUGGUUAUGGACACCUGGGAGUCAGAGAAGCGGGAUGAGAAGAGCUGGCACCGUGAUUACUGCCUACAGGUGGGCAAUGCCUAUGCAAUCGUGUACUCCAUCACAGACCGAAACAGCUUUGAGAGUGCCUCUGAAUUACGCAUCGAGCUUCGAAGGACCCGCCAAGCAGACAAUAUUCCCAUCAUCCUGGUAGGGAAUAAGGCAGACCUGGUGCGCUGUCGGGAGGUGUCUAUGGAAGAGGGUCGGGAUUGUGCUAUGGUAUUCGACUGCAAGUUCAUUGAGACUUCAGCAGCCCUGCAACACAAUGUAGCUGAACUCUUCGAGGGCAUCGUGCGCCAGAUCCGCCUGCGUCAGCUGGGCCAGGAGGCAAAUGACUCCCGUCUCGCAGCCCCUCGCCCCAAGAGCCUCAGCCAGAGGGCCCGACGGUUCCUGGCCAGGCUGGCCACAAGAAACAACAAGAAGCUAGCAUUGAAGGCCCGAUCCAAAUCCUGCCAUGACUUGUCUGUGCUCUGACACUAGAUUGUACCUCAUUGGGCUCCAAGAACAGAAAAGGGAGAGAGGAGACACCAUCUAGCCUGGGACCAGUCCCAGAGAUUCCCCCAGCUGCCACCUCUCCCCUCCAUAUAGUCACUUCCCUGCUGCAGUGAACCAAAUGUCUUCUCCUCCAGCUAUUGUUGUGUUUAACCAUAAUGACUCCAAAUUGGGAGGAGGGGGAUUCCUAGGCCUGAAAAGCAAGAAGCAGGUGGAGGUCCAUCCAGGAUGGACCAGAAGUACUGUCUAAUCUCAUCAGGCACUUCCCUCUUCAUACCCACAAACAGGGAAGCCGGUGUAGUCUGAGUGGUCCCGAAGAACACAAUACUGGCACCCCUGCUGUGACUAUGAAUCAGGAUAGAGAGUGCAAUGGUGGACAAGAGAUCCAAGUGUCAGCCCUGAACCCCCAGGGACAGUGGGUUGGCAGAAAGCUAAGGGAGGAAGCUGCUGGAUGGACAGCCCAGGUAGUAAAAAACAGAACCAGCAAAGCCAUCCUUUGGGGGUAAGGUGGGAGAAACUCCCUUGCUAGAGAUAGGGUGGGCAGACUUGGAGGAAGAGAUAAUGCUGCCAUCUAUACCUUUUCAUGCUACCUGUCUCAUCACCAAGCUAUCCAGCCAACUAUGGUCCUAAAAGCUCCCACAAUAAACCAAAUCUAAGAGAUGCUCCAUCCAUCA